ACUGUGUACUGUCUAUGUAAGUCUUUAGCACACUUGGGCUAGAUGUUGUUGCUUCCAAGUUUUCGUAGCUGGAACGUUUGUUUCAGUUCGCGUUUGGAAGUCACGCGGCUUUGAAGCAGCUUUUUUUCUCUUCAAUCCAAUUCGUCGGGAGUUAAUAAAAUUUAAAUUUUAAUUCGUUCGUUUCUUGAUCGAACGUAAAUCCACAGUUUACCUUAAAAAAAAUAAAAAAAACUGUUAUACAUUAAGGAGCUUUCCAAAACUGUUGCAAUAUAUACAAAAAGGUGCGCUCUUUUGGCUAAAGUGUAUUCGUUGCAUAUAAUCGUAAUCGUGACAUGCAAAUCGUUGGUGUGGCAAAUCGAAAUCUUAUUAGCCAGAGGGAAAUAUACAGACCAUCGUCAUCGUUUACGUUUACGUUUGUCGUCGCCAAUAAUACUGGGAGUGAAAAUUUAUUGAAAUUAACUCGAUUUGAAUUUAUUUUUUUUGAAAACGAAAACUUUUAAACAAGUCUCUUCGGAAAAAAACUUAUUCGAUAGCAGCAGAAAAUGAGGGGGAGGUGAAGGCAACAACAACAACAAAUACUGAAGCAGUAUAUUAAUCAAGAUCGUGCUUAAGUGAUACCGCACUUCUACUAUUUUUCUGCGUGCAAUAAUUUUUUCGGAGUCUUAGAGUAUAAUUUCUGGCUAACAACGAUAACAUAUGGGCUAAUAGAGCAUUGGUCCGGUUGUUGCACUUUUUUUUCGAUCUCUCGUUUUCGUUUAUUUUUUUGCAUACACACAUCUCCAUCAGCAGUUUUAUACUUGGUUCGUGUAAACACCUUCAAAACAAAUAGCGCUGUUGCAACAAAAAAUACAAAAAAAAUAAUAAAUAAACCGUCAAUAAGGCUUAGCUCGUAUCUUAAGUGGAAAAGCUUAGAGAAAAAAACGUAAAAAAGUCGUAUGGGAAUAUAAGUUUUUUUUCUAUUUAUUUUUUUGUUUUUAUAUCUUAACUGCACUCACGUGAAUGUUGCAAUAUUACGAGUCGUAUAGUGCGUAGAGUUUUUGCCGUCAUCAUAUAUUAGAUGUCGUGUGGUCGUGUGUUUUUGUUGUUGUGUUCAUUGAAAUUAAGUGCAUUGAAAUAGAUUUUUUUAAGUUUCACUUUUUAAAUUUAAUUUAUGUAAUUACUCGUUUGAGGAUUUUUAUGUAGUUUGCGCGAUUUUGUAAUUAAAGUUUGUAGUUUUUUUUUUUUAUUUCUAAACGGUUGACGUGAUUCAUACUUUCCUGAGAGUGUUAUUAAAUUAAUAAUUUUAUAACAAUUUUGAUUAUUUGAAACAUUUGGAGCGGGCACAAAGAGUGUGAGGAACUUAUUUCGUUUGAAGACACAAUUUAAUUGAAGACGAAGAAGAAGAAUUAGCGAUGUUACGAAGGAUAACAUUUUUGGUGGUGAUCAUAUUUGGAUAUUUGUUAAUAACAGAUUGUCGCGAACAAGUCCGCUCAAAACGUGCCAAAAGACCACGUGCUCCUGAACCAGUGAAUUUCGAACCUGAACCCCAGCAAGAUUUGGAAAAUGAAGAUAGUGGAUCUCAAGAAAAGGACGUCCCAACGAUACCAACAAAUUUUCUAAGUCCUUCUGUCAGGGAGUAUUUGGAAUUGGGAAAAUCAAUACCUGGUCGACCGGGAACAGAUUACCCAAUCCUUUCGGCGAUACCCUAUACAAAUUUCUAUUGUGAUGAACAGGCGUAUCCGGGCUUUUUUGCCGAUAUGGAAACAAGAUGUCAAGGUUGGCACUACUGUGACAUAGAUGGACGACAGGCAAGCUUCCUUUGUCCCAAUGGAACACAAUUCUCGCAAGCAGUGUUCGUGUGCGAUUGGUGGUUCAAUGUACGUUGUGAUCUAUCGCCGAGGCUCUAUGCCAUCAAUGCCAGACUUUAUCAGCGGCCAAAGGUGAAUCCUACUCGGCCACAUCGAAUUAUCACGAAGCAACUGGUCGAUGAUAUUUUUAAUAAAUAAAUCGAAUACAAAAAAAAAAGAAGACAGAAAAUUUAAGUGAUAAAACAAUGCUAACGCAAAAUGAAAUUUGUAUAAAAAUAAUUUUGAUGUAAACAUAACUUUUUAUGCUUAUAUCUUAGACGAAAUUUUAAAUUUACACUUUUGCUAUGUGCUAUCGAAUAUUUUUUUCUUUGUUAAUAUUAAAAAAAAAAAAAAAUACUUUAAGAAAGAUAGCAAUGCUUUGACAUUCAAAGCAACUACUUUAAGGAAUAAACUCAACACAGGCACACACCGAACAACACAUCGAGGACUUGAAUAUAUAUUAUUUUUUUUUCUUUUUAUCGCGGUCAACUUAUGAAAUUUAAAAUUGUUUACAUUUAAAAUUUAAAUUUAAGAAACUAAAUUUAUGAAUAAAAAUAUUUGAAAUUAUGUAUUUAUAAGUUACUAAGACAAUAGAAUGAGUUAACCUCC
Episyrphus balteatus (marmalade hoverfly) is the source of this 2435-nucleotide messenger RNA. RefSeq lists its product as uncharacterized. The transcript has 4 exons. Gene Ontology annotation, cellular component: extracellular region. The record is from RefSeq and is a predicted model, not a curated record. Lineage: Eukaryota; Metazoa; Arthropoda; Insecta; Diptera; Syrphidae. Gene Ontology annotation, molecular function: chitin binding. Bases 1392 to 1985 code for a protein of 197 amino acids.